Messenger RNA from Polypterus senegalus (gray bichir), 3480 nucleotides. It is a transcript of the gene slc25a23a, whose product is annotated as solute carrier family 25 member 23a. Lineage: Eukaryota; Metazoa; Chordata; Cladistia; Polypteriformes; Polypteridae. Gene Ontology annotation, cellular component: mitochondrial inner membrane. The record is from RefSeq and is a predicted model, not a curated record. Gene Ontology annotation, biological process: transmembrane transport. Gene Ontology annotation, molecular function: ATP transmembrane transporter activity; calcium ion binding. The transcript has 10 exons. Bases 298 to 1743 code for a protein of 481 amino acids.
UGAGGACAAUCCGCGUUCUGCAGCUGCGCUCUUGCUGCUCUGUCCGUGUUCGCUCACCAAACUGCAAUAAGGGGAAUAUAAGGAACUGGAAGGAAAGCCUCCGGCUGGCACAUAGUCACCAGUCCGGUCACCUCGGCACUUGCCAUGGAGCACCGCGGUGGCGGCUGAUCCCCCCCCCAGUGUCCGGGAUCCACCGGGCUCGUCUCAACUGUGUUUUUUUUUUUUUUCCAGCCAGCGUGUGUGACCGGGUUAAGCAGCGCCACCUAAUAAUAGCGCCUCCUAAUUAUAAGGCUGACGAUGCCGACCUCCUGGGCUCGGUUUUCUCCGUCCAGGGCCUCCUGUCAGAAUAAUGGCAACGAUACGGACCGGCGGAAAAUAUGGGCCGAGCUGUUCGAGGAGCUGGACCUGAAUAAAGACGGUCGGAUUGACGUGACGGAGCUUCGGCAGGGGCUGCUGGCGAGGGGUCUGGCGGUCCGCAAUCAUGCUGAGGAGGAUAUCCUACGAGCAGGUGACACCAAUUUGGAUGGCCAGCUGGACUUUCAGGAGUUUGUGGAGUACCUCAAGGAGCACGAGAAGAAGCUGAGAUUGAUGUUCCGCAGCCUCGACAAGAACGACGAUGGUGAGAUCGAUGUGUCGGAGAUCCUGCAGUCGCUCCAAGGCCUGGGGUUGUGUGUGUCCCAACAGCAGGCGGAGAAGAUCUUGAAGAGUAUGGACAAAGAUGGGACAAUGACUAUCGACUGGAAGGAAUGGAGGGAUCACUUUCUCUUGAAUCCUAUCACAAACAUGGAAGAGAUUGCCUACUACUGGAAGCACUCGGUGGUUCUGGACAUUGGCGAGUCUCUCACGGUGCCCGAUGAGUUCUCGGAGAAGGAGAAGCGCACGGGCAUGUGGUGGAAGCAGCUGGUGGCGGGUGGCGUGGCAGGAGCCGUGUCCCGUACCGGCACGGCGCCGCUCGACCGACUGAAAGUCUUCAUGCAGGUGCAAGCACACAAACACCGCAGCUACAACGUCUUGAAGGGCCUGCGAGGAAUGGUGCACGAAGGGGGCUUCCGUUCUCUCUGGCGUGGAAACGGAAUCAACGUGCUGAAGAUCGCCCCCGAGUCGGCCAUCAAGUUCAUGGCUUAUGAGCAGAUCAAGAGGGCUAUACGGGGUAACGAAGGCACCCUACAAGUGCAUGAGCGGUUUGUUGCGGGGUCUUUAGCUGGAGCCACAGCACAGACUAUUAUUUACCCCAUGGAGGUCCUGAAAACGCGCCUGACUUUGAGGAAGACUGGUCAGUACGCGGGCACGGCAGACUGCGCUCGUCAGAUCCUGCGCAAGGAGGGCAUUCGAGCCUUUUAUAAGGGCUAUGUUCCCAACAUGCUGGGCAUCAUUCCAUAUGCUGGCAUAGAUCUGGCUGUCUAUGAGACCCUGAAGAACACGUGGCUCCAGAAUUACAGCCAGACGUCUCCGGACCCUGGCGUUUUGGUCCUCCUGGCCUGUGGAACGGCAUCCAGCACUUGUGGACAACUGGCCAGCUACCCGCUUGCUCUCGUCCGGACCCGAAUGCAGGCACAAGCUUCACUGGAGGGAGAGCCGCAGCUCAGUAUGGUGGGCCUGUUCCGGCAGAUCGUAUCGCGGGAAGGAGUGUUUGGCUUGUAUCGAGGCAUCGCGCCCAACUUUAUGAAGGUGAUCCCGGCCGUCAGCAUCAGCUACGUGGUGUAUGAAAAUAUGAAGCUGGCCUUGGGAGUCGUGUCAAAGUGAGAGUGUUAACAACGGUGGUCCCAGUUAAGGUCUUCAUCCCCGUCGGGCACUGGAGAAGGACCGGGCAGAUCCUGCAGGGAAUCGGCUUCAGUGUUCAGAUUGUCUCCCCCUCCGUUGAGCCAAGCAGGACGCACAAGAGGUGGAAUGAAAGGUGUGCUGCCCGCUAGUGACAGUGUGGCAUUUCUGCACAUAUACUGAAACAUCUGCAGAUGGCAAGCCAUCUCUGAACCUCGUUUUGCUCUCGGCAAUAAUAUCAAAUAUUCUUUUUUUUAUUAUUUUUAAAUAAGCAUAUGCACCUUGAAAGCCACUCGUCGCCCCCAUCAUUUCCUGGGCCUCAUUUCUUUGCCACACAAAUUUUUUAUUAGAAGAUUUUAAACCUAGGCAGCAUGCUGGCAUAAUGGUUGGCACUUGCAUCUUGUCCUGGGUUCAGUUCCAGCUGUCUUUAUUUUUUUCGGCUCUUGUCACAUCCUAAAGACGCGCCAACUGGAUGAACUGGUAACUCCAACCUAGCCCAGUUAGUGAGCAGGUUUGGUUUUUACCGUAAGUUGGCCCUGCUGUAGAUUUCAACUCCUGUCCCAGGGUUGGUCCUGCCUUGUGCCCAGUCCUGCUGGGAUUGACUAGGGCUCGGGUAAUGGAAUGAAGAGAAGAUGAAUGGAUGGAAACUUCUGGCUGGCUGGCUGGCAUCUCACCACCGCCAGAUGCCCGGGCUUCAAACGUGGUCAAGUCAAUGCAUGGCAUUUGUGUUUUCACCACUUGAGAGUGACUGGUGACUUUAAAAUUGGCCCAGUGUGCAUGCCCUGGCAUCUCACUUGGGGUUCGUCCUACCUUGUGCCCAGUGCCAACGGGCACCACCAGGGACUUGCAGCUCCUUAUAACCCACUAAUGGAUGGACACUGAAACGUGACGAAUACUUGAUGCCUACUCUGGCAUGAAUGUGAAAGGACUUAACCUACAAAACACUGCCAGCUUUUAAUGCCAGGGUGUUUCCUAUCAGGGACUAAACUGAACACCUGAUUUAUUUUUCUUUCCGAAAACUUGGGCUCCACCGCACUCCUUCUUCCUCUUUCUACUGAGACGCCACCACAGCACGACGAGACCUCGGGCCUCAGGGGCUUUGACGUCAGACAACUUGAAGAAACGAUUUUUUUUUAUUUGGUUUUCCUGCCCACUCCAAACGUUCAUUAGAUGAGCCAAGUGCCUCCCGUUGAUGACGUGGUGGUCGUCGAUGUCCGCUAUUAAUGUCCUGAAACUGAAAGAAGAAGAAGGAAAUGCCAAGUGGGUGGCCAAGGUGCGUGUACAGCUCAGCUGCAUGCGUUUGCACAAACUCUUGAAUGUGUUUGGAGAUCCUUGAACUUGCGGACCACCUGCCCUAUAGAAUGAACAAGAAACUUCCAGAAAAGAAACGGGAGAGACUCCAUGUCAUAAAACCAAAAUGGAAGUGAUGACGUCCUGUGGCCUCCCCGAUACCCCGUCUUGUCACCAGGAAAGCACCGCUAGUGGAAAACGUGGCAUGGGAUUCAAGUGUCGCUGUCGUAUCUCCUGUUCACCGGUUGCCCAAGACCCCUACAGUUAGUUGCGGAUAGGAAGCUUAUGAGGCUUAAAGAGGUCACCGUUACUUAAAAGCGAGCGCCGCUAAAGCGUGACGGCCAACUCGGGAGAGGCGAAUGUGACGAUGAGGAUGCUGAGGGAUGGCAUGUCAAAGAUACCAAAGCCCACUGCAACCAAAAAAAAAAAAAA